CGAGUGCAUGAGCUGGGGCUGCGCGCUCCCUGAAAAUGUUGCGCAGGUUGUAAUGCAAAGAGGGGAGAGGGAGAAGGAGCGGGAUUCGGGCUGGCUUAUCUGUGUGCGGUUAUCCAGAGCGCCCGUGCAUACCAGGCUGACUCAUUGGCACUUAGUGAGUAGGCUGGACACCAUUUUGCAGUGUGGGCAGUAGCAGGACAAAUCCAUCAUCUGCAUUGAGAGUGGCGUUCAACCACCAGUGGACUGGAGAGCCCUUGGUUUAGGCAAAGUACUCCCGAUUCUGCCAUGGAGCUGUCUGCCAUUGGGGAGCAAGUGUUUGCGGUAGAAAGUAUUCGCAAGAAGAGGAUCCGGAAGGGCAAAGUGGAAUAUCUUGUGAAGUGGAAGGGCUGGCCUCCCAAAUACAGCACGUGGGAGCCAGAGGAACACAUUCUGGAUCCGCGUCUUGUGUUGGCAUACGAGGAAAAGGAAGAAAAGGAAAGAGCUUCGGGGUGCCGAAAACGUGGUCCAAAACCAAAACGUCUUCUUCUACAGAGACUGUACAGCAUGGACCUGAGGAGCGCACACAAAUCUAAGGAGAGGAAGCUUUGCUUCUCUCUGUCUAGAAGAUUCAAUCCUGCAUUAGGUGGUAAAACAGCACCAACCUCUUCAGUGCCAGAGAAAGCCAAAUCCCUGCAAUUCCCACUCAGCAAGCAGCGUAAAGGUCGUAAAUUUCUGUGCCUGUCGCGCAAAAAGUUUCUGCGGGUAUCCACCUAUGAACCACUGAGCAGGAGGUCAGACUUCUUUGCAAAGGAAGAUGAAAAGGAAAAGACAGAGACAAUUCCUGAUUGGCAGGAGGAACAAUCAACUGAAGAGCAAGGCCUAGAAGAAAAUGGGACACCAGCAACUCCACCUCUGUGGCUACCUGCCGUCCCAAUUCCCAGCGAGAUCAUUGUCACCGACAUCACCUCAAAUUCCAUCACAGUGACAUUUCGAGAGGCCCAGGCAGCAGAAGGUUUCUUCCGGGACCGUGGAAGCGACUGUUAGCCUUACCUUUUCAUCUUUGCCCUAUCUGUUAUUCCUCUUCCAUCCUCUUCUGAAAUUAUGUUUGAAUGCUCGGAGGAGAAAAUAGGAGAAGAGGGGUGUUGUAUAGAAACCAAUUAAUUUUCCCUCUUAAAGAGGCUGUAUAGGAGAGUGCAGGGCCAUGAUUUUAUGUUACAACAUUUGUGAACUUGUUCUGGCUGCACUUAAAAUUCUAUUGACUUUUUCAGCUUGUCACCCUGUAUUUUAAUACAUUUGGAGAGGUUCCUUACAGAGCACAGAGAUGAGACAAAUGUAUCCAGUAGUUUGUGCUAGGGAUGCACCAAAUCCAGCAUUAGGUUUUUAUGCUGGCUGUUCAUCUCUAGCUUGUGGGUUAAGGUUAAAUUCAAUAAGAUCUCUUUGUUUACAGUGACGCCAAGGCUGAUACAUAUAUAUUAUCCCUU
Molecule: messenger RNA, 1460 nt
Organism: Xenopus laevis (African clawed frog)
Lineage: Eukaryota; Metazoa; Chordata; Amphibia; Anura; Pipidae
Gene: cbx7.S
Product: chromobox 7 S homeolog
Exons: 7
Coding region: 286-1023 (245 amino acids)
Biological process (GO): negative regulation of transcription by RNA polymerase II
Cellular component (GO): nucleus; PcG protein complex; PRC1 complex
Source: RefSeq, a predicted model, not a curated record